Fibroporia radiculosa is the source of this 2025-nucleotide messenger RNA. RefSeq lists its product as uncharacterized. The record is from RefSeq and is a predicted model, not a curated record. NCBI's taxonomy places the organism in Eukaryota, Fungi, Basidiomycota, Agaricomycetes, Polyporales, Fibroporiaceae. Gene Ontology annotation, biological process: heme biosynthetic process. Gene Ontology annotation, molecular function: pyridoxal phosphate binding; 5-aminolevulinate synthase activity. The transcript has 3 exons. Bases 1 to 2025 code for a protein of 674 amino acids. Gene Ontology annotation, cellular component: mitochondrion.
AUGGACAAGCUCUCCUCCCUCGCAAAGUUCAAGAACUCCUGCCCCUUCCUCGGCCACACAAAAACUUCCACCCUCCGUUCCCUAUGCACCUCAGCCUCUCCUCGCUAUCCGUCUCUCUCCCGCCUCACGGAGCGGGCGACCCAGUGCCCCGUCAUGGGCCCUGCCCUCCAGGUCCGCUCUAACCAGAUGGUCGCCGGCUACGCCAGCCUCGCGGGCACCGCAGAGUUCAAGCAGAUCCACGAGCACAAGGGUGUCUUCCCCGUCCCCACCGGCACGAACAUUGACAAGUGCCCCCAUGCGUCCAAGGCGAUCGCCGCCGCCCGCAUGGCCGAUGACCUUGCCAGAGUCGCCAAAGAUAAGAAAGCUGAACCAGCUCACGCCGCAGCUGCACCGUCCACUUCCAAGGCGGCUGCUGCUGGCUGCCCAUUCCACGCCGCUGCUAACGCUAAGCAGUCCACUCAGACUAGCGGAUUCGACUACGAGAAGUUCUACGUCUCCGAACUCGAUAAGAAGCACCAGGAUGCUUCCUAUCGCUACUUCAACAACAUCAAUAGGAUGGCAUCCAAGUUCCCCAUCGCUCACACGGGCGAUCCUCGGGAUGAAGUUGAGGUUUGGUGUGCCAACGACUACCUUGGCAUGGGGAAUAACCCUGUCGUGCUUGAAACCAUGCAUCGCACACUGAACACCUACGGCCAUGGCGCCGGUGGCACCCGAAACAUCGCGGGUAAUACCGGGAUGCACCUCGCCCUCGAAGAAGAGCUCGCGGACUUACACCGUAAACCCGCUGCGCUCGUAUUCUCUUCGUGCUAUGUCGCAAAUGAUGCGACGUUGACGACGCUGGGAUCCAAACUGCCUGGAUGUGUGUACUUCUCCGACUCGAUGAAUCAUGCUUCCAUGAUUCAGGGCAUGCGUCACUCUGGCACUAAGCGCGUCAUAUGGAAGCACAAUGAUUUGCAGGAUCUCGAGAGCAAACUUGCGCAGUAUCCCAAGGAGACACCUAAGAUCAUCGCUUUUGAGAGUGUGUACUCCAUGUGCGGUAGCAUUGGACCCAUCUCGGAAAUCUGCGACCUGGCAAAGAAAUACGGUGCUUUGACGUUCCUCGACGAGGUGCAUGCCGUGGGCUUGUAUGGGCCUCGUGGAGCCGGAGUUGCUGAACAUCUUGAUUGGGAGGCUCAGAAGCGCGCCGGCCAGAGUCCCGACCCCAUCAAGAACUCCGUUAUGGAUCGCGUCGACAUCAUCACCGGUACUCUUGGCAAGGCAUAUGGCGCUAUUGGAGGUUACAUCGCUGGCUCCGCGGAUUUCGUUGACAUGAUCAGGUCUUAUGCCGCCGGUUUCAUUUUCACAACAUCUCUCCCACCUGCGAACGUUGCCGGCGCGCGAGCGAGUAUCGCGUAUCAAAAGGAAUAUCUCGGUGAUCGUCAGCUUAUGCAGAUUAACGUUCGGGACCUCAAGUCACGCUUCGAGGCACUUGACAUUCCCGUCGUACCCGGUCCCUCGCACAUCGUCCCGGUAUUGAUAGGAGACGCCGCCCUAGCUAGACUUGCUUCCGACACACUCCUAUCCAAGUAUAACGUCUACGUCCAGGCCAUUAACUAUCCGACCGUCGCGCGCGGAGAGGAACGUCUGCGAUUCACCGUCACACCCGGACACACUGUCGACCAAAUUGCUCGCCUGGCUCACGCCGUGGAUCAGACUUUCACCGAGCUCGGAAUCAAGCGUACAUCGAUGUGGAAAGUCGAAGGUGGACGCGCUGGUGUAGGCAUGCCUAACGCUGAACCGGUGCAGCCUAUCUGGUCGGACGAACAUCUCGGUUUACUCGAUGACAGCGCUCCCGAUGUCUUGCGCGAUGGUCAAGAACGUGUUGUGGAUGCUCGUGCAGUCAACAUUACUCGCGGGAAGUUCAGCGAUCUGUUGGGACCUGUGGAGCCGACCAUAAGGGUGAUGCAAAUGACUACUGCCCCUAAUUUGACUUCCAUCCCCACUGAGGCUCUGCAGACACCUACUCGGAUGACGGUAACUGCGUAG